AUGGACAAUGACCGCCGGCCACGGCAGAGUACCGCAGGUUACGCGAGCCAGCAAGGCACGCUGCUCCAACCACAAGCAUCCUAUCCUGUGGUAAGCGCAUCCGACCGCUUCAGGCAGGCGCCUUUGGCCGCCCAACCGCCCACUUCUGCGCCAGCAGCUGCGGCCAGUCGCGCGGGCUCAGGCACCAGCGCACAAAGUUACGGUUACGCUUACGAAGGAGGUUCACAGUUUGUCGGCUCGUCGAUCCAGCAGCCCGCCGUGGCCUACGGUACCCAGGACUAUGCCGACCAGCAGCAGGCGCCCCAGCGCGCGUCACAGCAGUACUCGCAGUACCCCCAGAACGUCAUGUACAAUGUGCCCGCCCAGCCCUCGCAGCCGGGCUCGUCACAGUACGAGCCCGUGGCACAGUAUCAGCAGAAUAGGGACUCGGCUAUAGAGGUCCUGGGCACCAACUUUGGCGUUGCACAACCGCAAUACUACAGUGGUGUGCCCAGUGAGGGUGGCCCAACAAGCGCGCCGUCCUCUGCCAUUGCGCCGCAGAACGUCCCCUCUCAGUACCCAUCCAUAGGAUAUACACCGCAGCAGUCCGCGCCCGCCUACUCGACCGCCGCCAUGACAGACCCGCACCCGCCCACCUCCCACGGCGGAGGUUACUCCCAGCCCGCUGCAUAUCCCCAGCCGCAGCCGCAGCCGCAGCAGGACGGCAGCAGCAACGAGUACGAUGACUUUUACAACACCUACCAGACAGAGCUCAAGAAGACGUUUGAGCAGGUCCGCGACGGGCGGCUGAACGAAGCCGCGCCAUCAUUGGAUCGGCUCUCAGAAUGGCUGCUGCACUGGGCCGAGACCUUGGGUGAGUCUGUCCGCAUCGUGUGGCGCGAACGAGCAGCUGAAUUGACUAUAGGCCUAGUACGCGACGAUGAAACGCAUUACCAGAUGCGCCUCAAGCUGUGGGAAGAAUUCAAUAACUGCUGGCUGGGACUAUUCCAAAAGCAAUUCGAGUUGGUGGAAGACAUGCGGACUACAGGCCAGCGGCCACAGGCGCCGCAGUCGAUAAUCGAACAUGACUUCAUCGAGAAGAUGGGCACCAAGCUCGUAAAGAACUGCGACAACAUGGAGAAGCACGGGCUUGUCGACUACCAGAUGGGGGUGUGGGAAGAGGAGAUUACUGCCAGUGCGUGCAAAUGA
Didymosphaeria variabile is the source of this 1188-nucleotide messenger RNA. RefSeq lists its product as uncharacterized. The transcript has a single exon. Bases 1 to 1188 code for a protein of 395 amino acids. NCBI's taxonomy places the organism in Eukaryota, Fungi, Ascomycota, Dothideomycetes, Pleosporales, Didymosphaeriaceae. The record is from RefSeq and is a predicted model, not a curated record.